Molecule: messenger RNA, 3871 nt
Organism: Ictidomys tridecemlineatus (thirteen-lined ground squirrel)
Lineage: Eukaryota; Metazoa; Chordata; Mammalia; Rodentia; Sciuridae
Gene: Vps33a
Product: VPS33A core subunit of CORVET and HOPS complexes
Biological process (GO): vesicle-mediated transport
Source: RefSeq, a predicted model, not a curated record
CUUUGAUCACGUGCACGUACGGCCACGUGACCGUGGGCCGGGGGUGGAGAACUGUGGACGCGGUGGGGCUGAGGGAAAGGGGUGGGGGCAAGAUGGCGGCGCACCUGUCCUACGGACGAGUGAACCUGAACGUGCUGCGCGAGGCAGUGCGUCGCGAGCUGCGCGAGUUCCUGGACAAGUGCGCGGGAAGCAAGGCAAUAGUUUGGGAUGAGUACCUAACAGGACCCUUUGGUCUGAUUGCACAGUAUUCACUACUGAAGGAACAUGAAGUGGAAAAAAUGUUUACACUUAAAGGAAGUCGUUUGCCAGCAGCAGAUGUCAAGAAUAUUAUAUUUUUUGUCAGACCCAGGCUAGAAUUGAUGGAUAUAAUUGCUGAAAAUGUGCUCAGUGAAGACAGACGUGGCCCAGUGAGAGAUUUCCACAUUUUGUUUGUGCCCCGUCGUAGCUUGCUGUGUGAACAGCGGUUGAAGGACCUUGGUGUUUUGGGAUCCUUUAUCCACAGAGAGGAGUACAGUUUAGAUCUCAUUCCAUUUGAUGGAGAUCUCUUGUCCAUGGAAUCAGAGGGUGCAUUCAAAGAGUGCUACCUAGAGGGUGACCAGACAAGCCUGUAUCAUGCUGCGAAGGGACUGAUGACCCUGCAAGCUCUAUAUGGAACAAUCCCCCAGAUCUUUGGGAAAGGAGAGUGUGCUCGGCAAGUUGCCAAUAUGAUGAUCAGGAUGAAGAGAGAGUUUACAGGAAGCCAAAAUUCAAUAUUUCCUGUUUUUGACAACCUCUUAUUGCUUGAUCGAAAUGUGGAUUUAUUAACACCUCUUGCCACUCAACUUACAUAUGAAGGACUCAUUGAUGAAAUCUAUGGCAUUCAGAACAGUUAUGUGAAAUUACCCCCAGAGAAAUUUGCACCUAAGAAGCAGGGUGAUGGUGGGAAGGACCUCCCCACAGAAGCAAAGAAGCUGCAGCUGAAUUCUGCAGAGGAGCUCUAUGCUGAGAUCCGAGAUAAGAAUUUCAAUGCGGUGGGCUCUGUGCUCAGCAAGAAGGCAAAGAUCAUCUCUGCUGCCUUCGAGGAAAGGCACAACGCCAAGACCGUGGGGGAAAUUAAGCAGUUUGUUUCCCAGUUGCCCCACAUGCAGGCAGCAAGGGGCUCACUUGCAAAUCAUACCUCGAUUGCAGAGUUGAUCAAAGACGUCACUACUUCCGAAGACUUCUUUGAUAAAUUAACAGUGGAACAAGAGUUUAUGUCUGGAAUAGACACUGACAAGGUCAACAAUUACAUAGAGGAUUGCAUUGCCCAAAAGCAUCCACUGACCAAGGUCUUAAGGCUGCUCUGCCUCCAGUCAGUGUGCAAUAGUGGACUCAAACAAAAAGUCUUGGAUUAUUACAAAAGAGAAAUUCUCCAGACCUAUGGCUAUGAGCACAUACUGACCUUGUACAACCUAGAGAAAGCCGGCCUGCUAAAGCCACAGACAGGGGGCAGAAACAACUACCCAACAAUUCGGAAAACAUUACGCCUCUGGAUGGAUGAUGUUAACGAACAAAAUCCUACAGACAUAUCCUAUGUGUACAGUGGUUAUGCCCCCCUCAGUGUGCGACUGGCUCAGCUGCUUUCCAGGCCUGGCUGGCGGAGUAUUGAGGAGGUUCUUCGUAUCCUCCCAGGCCCCCACUUUGAAGAACGGCAGCCACUGCCCACGGGACUUCAAAAAAAACGUCAACCAGGAGAAAACCGAGUUACUCUGAUAUUUUUCCUCGGGGGUGUAACCUUUGCUGAAAUUGCUGCCCUAAGGUUUCUCUCCCAGUUGGAAGAUGGAGGUACAGAGUAUGUAAUUGCCACCACUAAACUAAUGAAUGGAACUAGCUGGAUAGAGGCUCUAAUGGAGAAACCUUUCUAGGGUGUUCAAAGGAGACUUCAAAAGUGCACUACAGAAUAAGCUGCCUUUUGAACAAGUUGCUGAAAGGAAGUGAACCCACAGUAGAAACAGGAAUACAGAAGUUACUUUGUGUUUUGCUUCUUAUACUAUUUUUUGUUCCUUUUCUCCUUUCUGCUCCUCUGUGUUCAUAAUUUCUUGAAGAAAGAAGAAGGAAAUUAACCUGGGUAAAAGAGACUUUGGUUUUGAAUUUUCUAAGUUCAGUAUCUUCAUUAUAGGACUCUGGAAAUGCAGUAAAGAUGGUGGGACUGGAUAAUCCAUAUAGCUACACAAAUGGGGACAGCUCUUAAAAUAAGAACACAGACACUGUGGAGGUAAACAUGAAAAUAGAAGGGGAAGUCCAACUUCUAGUCUACAGUUUUAUAUUUUUAGGAAACGCAUCAGGCCUAGGAUAGUGGUUAUGUCUUGAGGGCUAGAGCUUAAUGUUGUCCUUAGUGAUUUUUUUUUCCUGUAGAGGAAUGGCACAUUAUAAUUGUGUUUUCAAUUUCUAUCUUAUUCCUAAGGCAAGUUUUGUUUCCUUCUUAAAAAUCAAGAGAUUUUAGGGAGCUUCUUGCCCCAAAACACAAAAUUUAUACUUUCUCUGAUCAGCUACAUCUGUGUAGGUUCCAUACUUAUCAAGGGCUUUCUAUUUCUACACUGAAAAAUAUAAUAAUUGGGGAACAGUUUCCAGAGAAUUUAACCACUCCAGGACUCUCCAAGACACUUCAAUGGUAGAUGCCUCUGUUGAGGUUUUGGUUUUCUUUCCUGUCCUUCAUGGGCCCAACAUCUAGUUGGUCCCACCGUGAGCAGUGGUGACUCUUGCUUCAUCAGCAUACUGAACCUCCACCCCUGUUACCAACUACUCUGUGCACUUCUGUAGCUCUCAGUGGCCACUUUCAUCCAUUUUGCUUGAAAAUAUCCAGUUUGGUUACAGUCCUUGAUCUGGUGACCUCAGCUGCCCCUGGUUGAUUUCAUUGAUGAGAUCUGGUGACCUCAGCUGCCACUAUUCCUACUGAGGACUGUUAGCUGUGCUGGAGAGUAGGGAUGUGAGUGGAGAAGUUCGAAGUUCAUAUGUGAUCCCUGCCUCUCUUCUGCUAAUCCCAGCAUCUGGGGGAGUUAAGGGUACCAUGCAGGGGACCAAGUUGGUGGCUUUUCUGCCAUUGCCCAAGUUUCCAGCAAAAUUACUUGGUCAACCAGGAGAAAACCAACCUGAGGAGCUUUGCCAGAUUCCAUCCCUGGUGUGGUUUCUAUCAUUAAUUAUUAAUCACAUAGGUUCUUCCCUUACCUUUUUCAGUAGUAGGAUUCUGAUGAGUACGGUGCAUGUUACGCGUAAAAGAAAAUCUGUAUUUAAAAAAAAAUUAGUAAAAUAACGAAGGGUGCCAGAGGUGAUGUUUAAAAGAUUUGUUUCUCAUGGAAUUAAUCUGGCCUUGACAUUCAUUAUUUGGAAACAGAAAACCAUUCUUGUUUUAGAAAAUCCUUUUUCAAAUCCUUGUUAUUCCAGGGAGAUUAGUUUAUACUUUGGAGCCCUAACAGUUGUCCAAGACUCAGCUCCUUUAGAGAAUGAAAUCUACCUUGUCCCUCCAUGGUUUUGGUUCAUGAGAUUCAAUUCAGGUCUGGUCGAGUCUCCUUGGCUGGGGGUUCUGUUCUGUGAACAGACACUCAGUUGUAAUCUCAUGUGUCUGCAUUCACUUGUGACUGCAUUUGCUUACUCAGAGAAUAGCUAGGUCAGCAUCUAAAAAUGCAUUCAACAUUGAUGAGACAUCAAUUAUUUCAUUUGUAUGCAAAGAAAAAGUGGUGGAUAAUUACAUAUUAUAUGUGUUUAUGGACAUUUAUUUAAUACUUGAAAUUGUCUGAGAAAGGAUAUGUGAAUGGCACAUUUAUUCUCAGAGAAGCAGAUUAUUUACAUCGGGUCUGGAUUUUUGUCUAUUGGAUAGACAGUGUCCCUUUAAUAAAGAAGUCUACAUGGAUAACCA